AAAUUUAGGCCUACCCUAUCUCUCUAGGGUUACCUGUGAGCCAAUUUUGAGGUUACCCUUUUUCCAAACCUAAAAUCCAUAUUCCCACAAUUAAUUACAAGUCCUAAUGCAAAACUUACAAGUGAAUAAGUAACAUGACUUAACUUAAAACACUUAAAUUACUGAAAACGGGUAACCUUACUACUCCAUCCUUGAUUUUUCUUCACUCUCUCUCUCUCUCAUCUAAGAAGAAAGAACAGUCUUUUUUCUAGAAGGUAAUCAAAGAUGGUGAGAGGGAAGACUCAAAUGAGGAGGAUUGAGAAUGCUACAAGCAGACAAGUGACCUUCUCCAAAAGAAGAAAUGGUUUGCUGAAAAAAGGUUUUGAACUUUCUGUGCUUUGUGAUGCUGAAGUUGCUUUGAUCAUCUUCUCUCCAAGAGGCAAGCUUUAUGAGUUUGCAAGCUCAAGCAUGCAGGAGACUAUUGAACGGUAUAGAAGUCAAGUAAAAGAUGUUCAAACAGAUAUUUCAAGUGUAGAAGAUGUUCAGCAUUUGAAGCAUGAAACAGCUAUCAUGGCAAAGAAGGUAGAGCUCCUAGAAGUUGCAAAAAGGAGACUUUUGGGAGAAGGAUUAGGAGCAACCACCAUUGACGAACUAGUUCGGAUUGAACAGCAGCUAGAAAGGGGCGUACGCCUUGUUCGAGCACGAAAGAUGCAAGUUUACCAAGAACAGAUUGAGCAACUACAAGCAAAGGAGAAAUUGCUAGCAGAUGAAAAUGCAAUACUUACAGAGAAGUGUCAAGCUGUCCAAGUAACAGAAGAAAGGCAAGCCGAUUUUCGUGUUCUUGAAAACGGAGAGAAUUCUGAUGUGGAAACUGAACUAUUCAUCGGGCCACCAGAGACGAGAAUGAAGCAACGACCAAAGUAAACGCAUGGUUUAUUCAUAUAUAUAUAUACGUACAUAUAUUUAUAUAUCCAUCAAGAUUAUGCUAGUUUUACAAAUAUUAAGAUGCACAUGUGUUUUACGCAUACAAUUGUUGUUUCGCAACAAAAUUUUCAACGGAUGUAAGUCUAGAAAUGAAUCAGACUUUGUUAGCUGAAACCAUAA
Molecule: messenger RNA, 1083 nt
Organism: Helianthus annuus (common sunflower)
Lineage: Eukaryota; Viridiplantae; Streptophyta; Magnoliopsida; Asterales; Asteraceae
Product: MADS-box protein SOC1
Exons: 8
Coding region: 265-903 (212 amino acids)
Biological process (GO): positive regulation of transcription by RNA polymerase II
Cellular component (GO): nucleus
Molecular function (GO): protein dimerization activity; DNA-binding transcription factor activity, RNA polymerase II-specific; RNA polymerase II cis-regulatory region sequence-specific DNA binding
Source: RefSeq, a predicted model, not a curated record